CUUUCUUUUCUCCCAAGUUUUUUUGAUGAAAUCUUUCUCCCAAGUUACCAAACCCUUUCGAGACAUCCUCUCUCACGACGAACCACUGCGUACUCGCCUUGGUUCUUUUCCCCCUUAUAAGUGGCAAAACCCUUGGGUAUAUCUCCGGCACCCGCUCCUCUUUUCCUCAGGUCUAUGAUACUGUGAUUCUGGGCUGAAACCUGUGCUGCUUUGGAGAGUUUUCUGGUUUUACCUAAUCGGGAGCAUCAAUCAAAAUGGAACUCGGGUCCUCGGAUAAAACGAAGGCAACAUUUUCUUUGGCUGAUGAGGAUCACACUCUUGCAAAUUCCGUUAGAUUCGCCUUGAAUCAAGAUCCAAGGGUGACAUUCUGUGGGUAUAGUAUUCCUCAUCCUUCAGAUGCUCGUGUUAAUAUAAGAGUGCAGACUACUGGUGAUCCAGCAAAGGAGGUUUUGAAAGAUGCACUCCAGGAUCUUAUGGGGAUGAGCCAGCAUGUGAGGGCCACUUUUGACAAGGCUGUUGUAGAUUUCAAAACAAGUGAGCCAGUUAAACCAUGAACAUAAAACCAUAAAGAAAACUGCAAUUGCUUCUGCCUCAACUUGUUAUGCGAGUUCAUACUAAAGCAUAAAAGGAUUUUGAAUUGAAAUGAUCUGUUCCAUGUGAUUUAAAUCUUUUUAUAUGCAGUCUAGCAUAAUCCAAUUUGAUUUAUGCCGCUA
Messenger RNA from Macadamia integrifolia, 713 nucleotides. RefSeq names its product DNA-directed RNA polymerases I and III subunit RPAC2. NCBI's taxonomy places the organism in Eukaryota, Viridiplantae, Streptophyta, Magnoliopsida, Proteales, Proteaceae. Gene Ontology annotation, molecular function: protein dimerization activity; DNA-directed RNA polymerase activity; DNA binding. The coding region runs from base 255 to 554 and encodes 99 amino acids. Gene Ontology annotation, cellular component: RNA polymerase I complex; RNA polymerase III complex. Gene Ontology annotation, biological process: DNA-templated transcription. The record is from RefSeq and is a predicted model, not a curated record. The transcript is spliced from 5 exons.